CGGCUAUUGCUGUUCCUUUUCUGUUAGCUGUUCUCCAAUUACCUGAACCUCUGGACUUUAGUUUCGGAAUUUCGCUUGCUAGACGUGACUAUUUCUAAAAUGGAGAAAGACGCUUUGGCUCCCAACGUCGAAGACUUGUAUUUGGAGUCGUAUGCCUUCACCACCGCCGCCGCCAUUGUAGGCUCGGUAGACCGAAAGAUAUUUGUGUUGUUGAGAGAUGGCAGAAACCUCUUCGGCAUUUUGCGGACUUUUGACCAAUUUGCCAACUUGGUCUUGCAAGACACUGUAGAGAGAAUAUACUUGGAUAACGACAAAAAACAGCCCGAGCCACAAGAAGACGGCUCCAUAGAGCAGAAGCGCUUUGGUCAAGCCUACAGAGGCAUUUUCAUGGUCAGAGGCGAAAACGUAGUCAUGAUGGGAGAACUUGAUAUCGAUAGAGAAGAUGACCAUUUGGCAGAAUUGCAGCAGAUUCCAUUUGAAGAAGCCGAAAAGGAGUUGGAAAAGUCCCACGCUGAAACAAUCCGUAACGAGAAAACCAGAUCUAAGCAGUUUUUGGCUAAGGGGCUCAUCAACGACUUUGUCAAGUCGGACUUGUACUGAGACUGUUCACUUCUAGCAUGUAUGACUUACGUUUAUUCAUUGAUUGUAUAGUAUUUUUAAUAAAAGCAUUGCUUUGGUUGAAUGUGGAAUUCAUAGAAAGUUGCAUGAGAUU
Molecule: messenger RNA, 712 nt
Organism: Scheffersomyces stipitis CBS 6054
Lineage: Eukaryota; Fungi; Ascomycota; Pichiomycetes; Serinales; Debaryomycetaceae
Exons: 1
Coding region: 100-600 (166 amino acids)
Biological process (GO): deadenylation-dependent decapping of nuclear-transcribed mRNA
Cellular component (GO): P-body; Lsm1-7-Pat1 complex
Molecular function (GO): RNA cap binding
Source: RefSeq, a predicted model, not a curated record